Messenger RNA from Penicillium brevicompactum, 2910 nucleotides. RefSeq names its product glycoside hydrolase family 55 protein. Bases 1 to 2910 code for a protein of 969 amino acids. Lineage: Eukaryota; Fungi; Ascomycota; Eurotiomycetes; Eurotiales; Aspergillaceae. Gene Ontology annotation, molecular function: polygalacturonase activity. The transcript has 3 exons. The record is from RefSeq and is a predicted model, not a curated record.
AUGGCCUCUUUUCAGACCUCGAUCGCGAUGUUCGUCGCCCAUAUCAUUUUGUUACUUGGUCUUCCGGCCUCUCUCGUCGCAGCUGUCCCAGUGACAGUCCCGGUGACAGCCCCAGUGACCCCCGUCAACCAUGUCUUGGAUACUACUCAGAGAACCUCCGCUGCUUCAAGCUACUGGGUGGCCAACGUGAAGCGCCAGGGAACCGUUCCCUUCGCCAAGAGCUCCGACUAUAAGGUUUUCCGCAAUGUUAUGGACUAUGGUGCCACUGGUGAUGGUUCCACUGAUGACACCGCUGCUAUCAACAAGGCUAUCUCCUCUGGUGGCCGUUGCGGUAAGGGCUGUGAUUCGUCUACCACCACUCCCGCUAUCGUUUACUUCCCGCCUGGUACCUACGUUGUGUCCAAGCCUAUCCAGCAAUACUACUAUACUCAGAUUGUUGGUGAUGCUGCUGAGCUUCCCGUCAUCAAGGCCUCUGCCAAGUUCGCUGGCAUGGCGGUCAUCGACUCCGACCCUUACGAGGACGAUGGAUCUAACUGGUUCACAAACCAAAAUAACUUCUUCCGUGCCAUUCGCAACUUGGUCAUCGAUCUGACCGCCGUUCCCCAGGGUGCUGGUGCUGGUAUUCACUGGCAGGUCGGCCAGGCCACUUCUCUCCAGAACAUCCGUUUCGAGAUGGUGAAGGGUGGCGGUGAAGCCAACAAGCAGCAGGGUAUCUUCAUGGACAACGGUUCCGGUGGUUUCAUGUCCGACUUGACUUUCAACGGUGGUAAUUACGGAAUGUUCCUCGGCAACCAGCAGUUCACCACCCGUAACUUGACUUUCAACGACUGCCAGACCGGUAUCUUCAUGAACUGGAACUGGGCAUGGACCUUCAAGUCUGUCAACAUCAACAACUGUGAGGUUGGACUGAACAUGUCUACUUCUCCUUCCAACCAGACUGUCGGAUCUGUCCUUCUUCUUGACAGCAAGCUCACCAACACUCCCAUCGGUGUCGUCACUGCCUGGACCCAGAAGAGCAUCCCCGUUGGUGGUGGUGACCUCAUCCUGGACAACGUUGAUUUCUCUGGCUCCAAGACCGCUGUUGCCGGUGUUGAUGGUAACAGCAUCUUGGCUGGUGGCAGUGUCAUUGACAGCUGGGUGCAGGGUAACACCUACACUCCCUCCAAGACCAUCAACAAGCGCGCUACCCAGCCCGAGCCCGAGACCGAGGUUGUCACCGUCGUGGAGACUGUCAUGCAGACUGUCAAUGUUUGCCCCGCUACCCAGGGUGUCCCCAGCCCAAGCGGUUUGGCCAGUGGUUCGCCCGCCCCUGCCCGUGCUGCCUCCAGCGAUAGCGUUGCUGCGCCCUCUCCUAUCCCCGCUGCCAGUGGAAGCCGUGCCGUUCCUCUUCCCUCGUCAAGCGGCGAGUCCGACCGCACUGCUGGUCUCCCUGAUAUCCCUGGCUUGAACGGUGUCCUACUGACGAUGUCGCUGAGCCCACCCCCUGUGCCCGCGCCCUCUACCGAGGCUCCUGUUACCUCCGAGGCUCCAGUUGUUGUGCCUUCCAGCGCCGCAUCUGUCCAGCAGCCUUCUGUUCCUGUCACCUCCACAUCCGUUCCUGCCAAGUCCACUGGCUCAAGCACCACCAACGGAGCUGAGUCUGGUAGCGACAGCACUGGUGGUGGCUCAUGUGGUCCUCACAAGGCUGUCUCUUCUGCCCGCACACAGUCCAAGAUGAGCGCCUCCAGCAAGCCCAAGAGCCUCCUCGCCAAUGGUGCUAUCUUCGAACGCUCCAAGCCUCUCUACACCGAUGUUGAUGCCUCCGACUUUGUCAGUGUCAAGUCUGCUGGUGCCAAGGGUGACGGAACUACCGACGACACUGCCGCUAUCCAGAAGAUCUUCGACAGCUGGAAGGAAGGUCAGGUCAUCUACUUCGACCACGGUGCCUAUGUUAUCACCUCCACCAUCAAGAUCCCCAAGAACAUCCGCAUCACUGGUGAGAUCUGGCCCAUGCUCAUGGCCCACGGCCCCAAGUUCGCGGACCAGGAGAACCCUGUCCCUGUCUUCCAGGUCGGUCAGAAGGGCGAGACCGGUAAUGUCGAGAUGAGUGAUCUUAUCAUCACCACCAAGGGUGCUGCUGCCGGUGCCAUCCUCAUGGAAUGGAACUUGGCCGGUGCCUCCCAGGGUUCCGCCGGUAUGUGGGAUGUUCACUUCCGCAUUGGUGGUGCCGCUGGUACCGAGCUCCAGAGUGACACCUGCCCUAAGACACCCAAGGUCAAGACCACCCCUAAGAAGGAGUGCAUGGCUGCCUUCAUGCUCCUGCACAUCACCUCCAAGGGAAGUGCUUACCUUGAAAACACCUGGUUCUGGACUGCCGACCACGAGCUUGACCUUGAUGACCACAACCAGAUCAACGUCUACACCGGUCGUGGUGUCCUGAUCGAGUCCCAGAACCCUGUCUGGCUGUGGGGUACCUCCUCCGAGCACCACCAGCUCUACAACUACCAGGUCUCCAGCGCCAAGAACGUCUUCAUGGGUCUGAUCCAGUCCGAGACUCCUUACUACCAGUCCAACCCCUCAGCCCUGGUCCCCUACACACCCCAGGACUCCUGGAACGACCCCGACUUCGCCUACUGCAAGACCGCAUCUUGCCGCAAGGCCUGGGGUCUCCGUGUCCUCAAGUCCUCCGACGUCUACGUCUACGGCGCUGGUCUCUACAGUUUCUUCGAGAACUACGCCCAGUCAUGCCUCAACGAGGAGGAUUGCCAGGAGAACAUGGUCGAGGUCGACUGUUCCGACGUCAAGCUCUACGGUCUCAGCACCAAGGCUUCCGUCAACAUGGUCACUUCUUCCUCAGGCAAGGGUCUCGUUCUCGAGAAGCCUAACAAGAGUAACUUCUGCUCCACCAUCGCUCUCUUCGAGCAGUCUUAG